Messenger RNA from Protopterus annectens (West African lungfish), 7277 nucleotides. It is a transcript of the gene GEMIN5, whose product is annotated as gem nuclear organelle associated protein 5. NCBI's taxonomy places the organism in Eukaryota, Metazoa, Chordata, Ceratodontiformes, Protopteridae. The record is from RefSeq and is a predicted model, not a curated record. Gene Ontology annotation, molecular function: protein binding. The transcript has 28 exons. Bases 396 to 4931 code for a protein of 1511 amino acids.
UGGGUACUUUUAAACUGUGUUAGAAUGUUAUAUACUAUCGGCUUUGGAAAAUAAUAAUAAUAAUACUAAAAAAAAAAACUGGUAUUUUGUCAACUGUCUGAUUCAUCCGGCUUGCCAUACACCGCUUAACAUUUGUUUUGUGACAUCAGUUGUAGUUAGCCGGCACCGUAAAUACGCAGUAUCGGAAGUAAAGCAGUAGUAGGUGUGUGGAUGAUAUUGCUGAGGAAACACGUGAAACUAGCAAACACAGUUUGAAGAGUGUUUUGCGGUGCUUUUGCGCCUUUACUAAAUGUAUUUGUAACGGGUUGGAGUAGAGUCUCCCAGUAAACAUCCUGACUGUUUUGUAAUAGAAUCGGUGGAAUUUUUGUUGAGAAUUUAUAUAAGUGAACGUUACCAUGUUAGAGAGGAUCCUAACUCCUUCCCCCAACUGGUACUGUUCCCGGACAAGUGAUACUAGCUCCAAGGGACUUUUGGGAUUUGCAGGGAGAAAUUCGGUCUAUCUAGUGGACGUUACUGGACCAACUCCUGUCUUUAGUGGAGAGCUGGCUGGACACACUGACAGAGUUUCUGGUUUCACAUUUUGCCAUCACCCUGCACAAGAAGACCUUUGUGUUAGCUGUUCUGAUGAUGGUACUGUUAAGAUUUGGGACAUCACAUCUGGAAGUGUGGUAAAGGAACACCAAGUCCAUCAGAACAUCAUUUCGGCAUUACACUGGUCACCACUUGUGAAGGACCUUAUUAUAUCUGGAGAUGAAAAGGGAAUUAUUAUUUGUUUUUGGUAUAAUCGAAAUGAUACCCAGCAGUUGUUCCCAGAGCCCAGAACCAUCUUCUGCUUGUCUUGUUCUCCACAUCAUGAAGAUCAUGUUGCAGUUGGGUAUAAGGACGGAAUGAUUGUUCUCAUCGAUAUCAGCAGGAAAGGAGAAGUGAUACACAGGCUGAGAGGUCACAAUGAUGAAAUCCAUGCUCUGUCUUGGUGCCCUUUACUUCAAAAUGAGGAAGCUUUGUACUCUAGACAAGAAGAGAUCCCUGAAGCUGAACUUAAUGGAGAACCUGCACCGGAAAGCACUACUGAAUGCUAUUUUCUGGCCUCUGGAAGUAGAGAUCAAACCAUCCGUAUCUGGAACUCCAACAGAGGCAAAGGUUUGAUGACACUAAAAUUACCUUUCCUGAAGAGGAGAGGUGGAGCUAUUGACACCAUUGGAAAGGAGCGUCUUUGGCUAACAGUACACUGGCCUCCGGGCUGGCCUACACAGAUCGUGUCCAGCUGCUUUGGGGGAGAGCUAUUGCUUUGGGAUUUGACAAAGUCUGGAAAGCAGAAGUGGACGCUUUUUGGAUUAUCAUCGGAGUGGCAGAAUCAUUCAAGGAUUGCAUUCAGCCUUUGUUCACUUAAGAUGGCAGAUGGAAAAGAAUUGUUGUUCUCAACCUCCAUGGAUAGAGAUGUGAAAUGUUGGGAUAUGCAAACUUUAGACUGUCGCUGGACUAUGCCAACAUUAGGUGGCUAUGUUUACAACCUGGCCUUCUCCUCUAUUGAUGUGGGCUGCCUUGCUGUUGGAGUUGGGGACACCAUGAUUCGUGUAUGGCAUACCCUAUCUUUACACAACAAAUUUGAAGUAAAAUCAUUCUGGCAAGGAAUUAAAGGCAAGGUCAUGGCACUGUCCUGGCAUCCAGCCAGGGAAGGUUUUCUAGCUUUUGGAACAGAUGAUGGCAAAGUUGGCAUUAUUGACACGUACUCAAACAAACUUCCUCAGAUUUCUAGUUCAUAUCACAAGAAAAGUGUAUACACAGUGGCCUGGGGGCCAGCAAUCCCUCCAGUAUCACGUGGAGGAGAUGGAGAUAAACCCUUUGUAACACUGUACAGCUGUGCUGGUGAAGGAAUCAUCUUACAACACAAUCCCUGGAAACUGACAGUUGAGGCACAUGACAUUAACAAACUCAUCCAAGAUACAAAUGCUAUUAAAUACAAGCUACCUUUACGAAGUGAGUUCAAUUGGAAACCAGAUGGCAAAGUCUUGGCAAUUGGUAAUGAAGAUGGAUCAAUUGAAAUAUUUAAUGCCCCAGAACUGAAGUUACUUUGUACAAUCCAACAGCAUCACAAGUUGGUUAAUGCAAUUCGGUGGCACCAUGACCAUGGUAAUCAGCCUGAGCUGGGCUACCUCAUAGCAUCUGGUUCAGUCAAUGCUGUAAUCUACGUGCACAAUCUUCAGAAUGUUAUUGAGAAUCCACCAGAUACUCCAGCCUUAAUACCUGCGCCAUACAGAACUCUGCCUGGACAUACAGCUAAAAUUACAAGUCUUGCUUGGAGUCCUCACCAUGAUGGAAGAUUAGUGUCUGCCUCUUAUGAUGGUACAGCACAGGUUUGGGAUGUUUUAAAGGAGGAACCAUUGUGUAAUUAUCGAGGCCAUAAAGGAAGGUUGCUUUGUGUCCGGUGGUCUCCAGUAGAUCCAGAUAGCAUAUGGACUGGAGCAGAUGACUUCACUGUGCAUAAUUGGAUGGUUUCCAAGCAAGAGUUUACAAGGCCUCCCAAAGGUAAAAAACAAACAGAGCUUGAGCUGAAGAGAAACUCUCAGUUGAAACCUAAAACUAAAAAGAAGAAAAGGGCUGUGAAGGAAAUAACCAGGCAAGAUUUCACUGAUUCUCUGAAUGCAGAAGAAAACCCAGCAUGUGCUAAUGAGAUGGCAUCAGAGCCAGAAGAGGAAGAAACUGAGGUGCAAGAUCAAGGCUCUGAAGUACAGCAAGAUGCUCCAAUGGCAGCUUCCUCUAGCAAGGCAAAGAGCCACAUAAAGCAUCUCCCAGCAGUCAGAAUUGAGCAGUCUGUGGAUGAAAAGAAGAGAGAGAAGCCAGACUUGUUUCUGAAAAAGAGAAAGAGUCGUUCAAUACUGCCCCUGAGUACAGCUUUAGAUCACAAAUUGAAGGAGGAGAUGAUGCAGGACUGCUUAACUCUAACCAAAGUCUGCUAUUCUAAAGAACCAGAAAUAGUCAGCAAAUGCAUACCUGGAGCUGGUGAAUAUAUUCAUCUAGGACUCUUCACCGACAGAGCUGCUGUUCACAGAGUCAUAAAGGAAGAAGGAGCAAACCACCUGGAAAAUGGACAUCCAGACUUAUUUCAUCAUCUCAUGAUUUGGAAAGGAGACCUUUCAGGAGCAUUGAAGGUGGCUUCAGAGAGGGGGGAACUGACUGAUUAUCUGGUCUCAUUGUCUUCUAUGGCUGGCUAUCUUGUUUGGGUACAGACUGUUGAAGCCUUUGUGAAACAACUUUGCUUCCAAGAGGAGUAUGUUAAGGCGGCCUGUUACCUGCUUGCUAUUCAGAGAGUGUAUGCUGCUGUGGAACUGCUGAAGUCUCACCAGCUGUACAGGGAAGCAAUUGUGUUGGCUAAAGCCAGACUACUUCCAGAAGACCCGGUACUGAAAGACCUCUAUACCACCUGGGCAGCUGUGCUGGAGAAAGGUGGGCACUACUACAUGGCAGCUAAAUGUUAUUUAGGAUUGGAUUCCCCUUAUGAUGCAGCUAAAGUGUUAUCCAAAAAAGGUGAUGUGGCAUCUUUAAAGGUGGCUGCUGAGGUAGCUCUGGUAGCUGGAGAGAGAGAGCAGUCUGCGAUCUUUGCCCUGAGAUGUGCCCAGGAACUUCUGUCAGCCAGGGACUGGCUUGGGGCACAAGAGGUCUUGAAACACCUUGAAAGUCUUUUGGGUCAAAGGUUGGUUUUCUGUACUAGUGAACUACUUUCCAAGCAUCUUAUUGAAGGGAAAAUUAUUGUGUGGCCAGACACAUCUCCUCCGCAGUAUCACGACUGGGUUACAGGCAAGGAUCUGUCCUUCACAGAUAUGUUGAUUGAGGUGUGGAAGAUGGAAUUUAAACUGGAUUCUGAGAAUGCAAGGACUGCUUUGCAACAACUGAACACUGUUGAUUACCCCCCUGUGACAGCCAGCACGUCAUCUAAACAGCUGUUGCUGUAUUUGUCCCAUGACUUGACUUUGGCAGUACUUAACUGUCUAAAGAUUUCUUGGGGUGAUGCCAUUAUCUCAUUGCUACAUACGGUGACACGCUGUUUUGAUAUAGGCAACUUUGAAUUAAUGCAGAGGAUUUACAAGCUUGCUCUUCCUAAAGGUCCUUCUUAUCUUCUAAACAAAGUAGAUGGCCAAAAUACUUGUAGCAUGGCUGCAUCUGAAAGCUUAAAUGCAUUUUUCUAUUAUGGACAGUUGUAUGAAUUCUGGUGGAACCAAAGUUCAGUUCCUUGUGAAUUUACUACAUUGCCCAAACAGGAGAGCUGUGAGCAAAAUCAUUCUUCAGUUGCCAUUGAGACUCCGGAGGUUAUUGAAGCAGCAGCAGAUGUGAAAGAGAAUACUAAAGCAGUCAGCUGCAGUUCUACAGCUGGUGAAAUGCAAAUGGAUAUAAAAGAAGCAAGCAGACAGCAGUUACUGGAAAGAGUCUCACAAUUAGAAAAUUACAAGGUUCUUCUUUCUGAUCUUCAGGCUUAUAUUCAGAGUAUACAACGUGAAAUAAAAGACAUUCAAGACUCUAUGGUAAAGAUGGUCUUGGAACAUAAGAAGAACCUAGCUGCAGCAACCCAAACAAGAGAUUUAGAAGAAGAUAAGGAAGGUCAAACGGAAGACACUAAAGAUUCUGCUAAGACAGAAAUAGAUGCUUGUCUGACACCUGUGGACAGUUGCUCUUCCAGUAGUACAGGUGAUUUCCCAUCUGUGGCAUCCUUGACAGAAGCACUUUCUGAAUUACAUAAAAGAAUGGCUGAAAUUCCUGAAGAUUCCAAGAGAUUCCCUUUUCCUGAUGUGUUAGAGUGCUGUCUUGUACUACUUCACAUUGGAUCACAUCAUCCAUUCGACCUUCCAGCAGAUGUUCAGCAGCUGGCCUGUGAUCUACUUCAAAAGUAUGGAAAGACUGGCACUUUUCUGAAGGCUAGGCAAAGAUUCUUCACAUGAUUGUGCAAGGCACUGCUUCCAUAGUUUCUUUUUCAUUUUUGUAUUUACCAGUGACAUGCUGCUGAAAUUUUCAGGAAAAUUAAUACUGGCCUUAUUAGCAUCAUGGAAGAAAAACAUAGCAGUGAACCCUUUAUCUGUCUGUAUGGGCCAAGUGUAUAAGCCAGAACCUAGGACUGUAAAUACAGUUGCAGAAAACAACUCCUGAAAUCUAACUACAACAUAAUAGCAGAUAAGUGAUUCGCUGUCACAAGGAUGUUCUACAUUAAUGUUUCUUAUCAGAGCCAUGUUUGACACUAUGCAUACAUUGAGGGUUGCUAUGCCAGCAGCCAUUUCAGGCAAGAAAUGUUUGCCUCUAACAUGGAAAAAGACUCUUCGGUUGGAAAUGCAUUGCUUGAACUCUUUUUCACAUACAUUGCAAUUCUUUUAUUUUCUCAAGAAAAUGUGUAUUGCUACAGUUUAUGGUGUAUAUACAGUUGAACCGAAGAAGAUUUAAUUGACCACUGUCAAACUCUUGCUGUUUUAAAUAUAUAACUUAAGAUAUCUGAAUGUCAUGAUGUCCCUUUUGCUUCACAGCAGGAAAAUUUGAGGAUUGAACUUCUUGGUUUACUACCUGUCACCCAUAUGAAUACUUAUUUCAACUGUAGUGUGUCUUAGCUUGUGUCUGAUUCAAGAGGUAGACCAUUAAUUUAACAUUUUGUUUAAGAAUUGAUUAAUCUUCUGGCUGAUGGAUAUGGCACUUUGAUUUGAAUAAAGUUGUGGUUAUGAAUCAGAUAGGUCAGAUCAGGUGUGACAGAAUAUUCUUGUAGUUGCUAAGAGCCAGGUAGGUAACCACUUCAAUGCUGCAAAAACAGGAGAUCCUUAACUUAUAGGACUAAAGACCAUUUUGAGUUUCUGCUUCCAGCUGUAUGUUAUUGUCAGCAUAAGAAGGAACCUAUUUCCUUAUCCUGUUUCUUAUCUCACCCAUAUUUACCCAGAGCAUUAGAAUUGUCCUUGUUCAUUUGAUCCUACAACUACAGGAAUCUGUCCCAAUGUACUCUCUUUUCAAAUAGCCUCCUUCGUUAAACCUGCUGGAUCAGGUCAGCUUUACCAAGGCAUCACACUGUUCUGCUUUGUCGUAUUUAGAAGGGAUGUAAAUCAUCCAAACAUUUCUGUCUAGAGCCAUUAAAAGCUGAAAGAAGCAUGUACAGUGUAGCUGUUUUUAGCAGUGAAACAUGAGAAUUGGCUUGGAGUCUAACUCAUCUUAAUCCCAAUCUAGUUGGUUUCUCAUGGACUUCUGAUUACUAUCUUUAAAUCCCCCAAGGUCCAACUUUCACAGUUCCCAAUAACCAGGAUUUUGGUAAGAGAUUUUUUUGUUUUGCUUUCCAUCUAUUCAGUAUAGUUUUGCCAUCUGUUACCAAUGGACAGUCGUCCUUGGAGUUCUGUCACACAGCACCAUCUACACUUUCUUGACCUCUGACAGGUUAGUCUCAGUCUCUCUCUUUUUUCAUGUCUUUAGGUUAUAGACCCUUAGCCAGACUUGGGUUUGGAUAGAUGAACUGAUUGAUGCUUUCCGUGAGAAUGUGUUUAGAUUCCUUUUUGUACUUUAGUUGUACAGUGGGAACAGUUGUCUCCCUUGGUUUUGAUAGCUUUGAGGUUGCUGGCUCAGUUCUCCACUUACUGGUCUGAAGCCUGUAUUACCGCAUUGCCUUUGUGCAUGUAUCUUACUUUUUUUCUUACAUGGACCACAUUGCUUUGCCUUCCCCUGGUUGUUUUGCAUGAUUACAGUUCAUUUUCCAGACAGUUUUGGGUUGUCUAGCAUAAUCACAGUUUGGUCUCCAGACAGUUGUAACAAGGCCCUUGAUAGGCCACCUCACAUAUCACUGUGGGGAAAAUGCACAGUGUUCAUAGUUCCAUUAAAAUUGGCCUACUUCUUAUUUUCAGUCUCCUCAAGUAGAGAGGGGUUAGUCUUACUCUUUGCUUUUUCCAUUGUUCCUUCCAUUUGUCCACUUAAUGUUGUGGACGUAGUAACCUCUAUUCCUGUUUUAAAAACAGUAUGCCAUCUAGUGCAUCUAGGUAUGUUUUUUGUUUCAGGCUUCACUCUGCAAUGAUGCAAUAAUCUCUAGGUCUUCUUUUGGGCACAUUGGAAGAAUUCCUUCUCAAGUGCAUGGUUAUGGCCAAGGCAGUUAUUAUACUUUAUCUCCACAAGUCUUACUUAUUCUUUUUGCCUUUAAGUCCAGUAUAAAGCACACUGCAGAUACCAUUUUACUUUUUUGUAGAAAAUGUAUUAGAUCUCUGUUUUGUAACUUCCAACAUAUUGAAGGUUUUGAAAGCUGUGUUGUACUGAGUUAUUAAACUGAUCAGUCUGAA